Poecilia latipinna (sailfin molly) is the source of this 1186-nucleotide messenger RNA. RefSeq names its product transmembrane protein 45a (gene tmem45a). The transcript is spliced from 7 exons. Lineage: Eukaryota; Metazoa; Chordata; Actinopteri; Cyprinodontiformes; Poeciliidae. The record is from RefSeq and is a predicted model, not a curated record. Bases 334 to 1167 code for a protein of 277 amino acids.
UGGCAUAAAAAAGUUGGGAGACGGAUCUGGCUGCUGGGAAUCUGGCUCAGCCCGCAGACUGCUGAUGUUUACUCUGUGUCCAGUUGACAAACAGUCUAGAUAUCCUUGUUCGUUUCUAAGGGAACAACGAUCUAUGUGAUGGGAAAAAGAAAAGGAAUACAUUUUUCUUCCUGAAAAUACUUUGUACGAUAUUUUAGUUUCCAGAGACGAGCUAACUUAGAAAGCUGUCAAGGACUUGAAGAAGCAAAGCAGCCCCAGAGCAUCACACUGCCACCACCGUGUUCAACCACCAUACGAUGUUCAUUUUCCUGAAAUUCUGUGGUGUUGUGGGUCAUGGGCAGCUUCCAGGGCCACGUUCUCCCCGGGACCGUAUUCCUGAUAAUAGGGAUCUGGUGGGCGGGAAAGUUCUCCCUCUGGCACACCACCCGCAGGAACAAAAGCUUUGGCUCCACCCGGCUCGCCAGCAGGACCUUGCAGCGACGCCUGGAGAUAAUUGAAAACUGUUUUUUUCUCUUCUGCUCUGUUACUGGUAUGAUCUGCGAGCAGUAUGUCGCAAACGGCCCGAUGCUUCGUUUGUAUGACUUUGCAGAGAAACACUGGGAACAACUGCACAUCUGGCAGCACACAACCAUGUACCUGUUCUUCUUCCUGGCCGCCGUCGUGUCUCUGAUUCUCCACACGACCAAGGCCUUGCCGGUGGCCCUGGACAAGCUGAUGCUGGGGAUCGCGUUCUUUGUCGAAGGGUUCCUCUUCCUCUACCACCUCCAUGGACGGACCAUGCUGGAUGUCCACGUUCAUCAGCUCCUGCUCUACGCCAUCUUUGGCGAGAGUCUUAUUUUCUUCCUGGAGGUCUUCCACAGAGACAACAUCAUCCUGGACCUGUUGUGCUGCACCCUCACCCUCCUGCAAGGCAGCUGGUUCUGGGAGAUCGGUUUCGUGCUGUACCCUUCCAACGGCACUGUGUGGGACAUGAAAGACCACAACACCAUGAUGUUUAUCACCAUGUGCUUCUCCUGGCACUUAGCCUUUGCCAUUCUAGUCGUUGGUGUGGUGUACGGCACCGUCAGCUGCGUGGUUCGCUCCAGACUCAAAAGGACUCCUCCGAUGGAAAUGGGACUUCUGAAGCCCCGGGAGCGGGAUGCCGAGUCAGAGGAUGAGAUUUUAUGAGGACUGUUGUGCGACAUUU